GUGCAAGCAUCAGAGUAUAUUGGUUCCAUUUAAGUCCUGGUUUCUGUGACCACCUGCUUCACAAGGAAGAACAAGCAGAAGAACCUGCAAUUCUAGAAGAAAAGAUAGCUUGGUUCAUAGACAUUUCUAUUAAUAUGGAGUGAGAAAGCAAUCUCUAUGCAUGGUUGCUGGUAUACACAUCACAUGACAAGUGUAUGGGGAAAAAUGGUCUAAGAACAAAGUAUGAAUAAGCCCUCAUCAUAGCAUUUUCUUUCUUUCUUCCUCCUCGAAGCUCUCACCCUUUCUAUCUUUUCUCUCUUUCCUCUAUCUGCCACUAAAAUUUAUGAGAGAGGAAUGGAUGGUAGGUCUAGUGGCUGAACCUCAGUUAUUGAGCUCAACUUCCUUUUUUAUACAGUUCACUGUUUCUGCUUCGGCCAAUGCUAAGCUAGCAGAAAACAUCAUUAUUUAUCUUCCCACAUAUAGACAGACUCGAACUCAAUAACUCAUGAGUCGUGCCCUUUUCUUGCUAUGGUUUGUUGGGGAGUAGUUAUUGCCCCUGCAGUAACUUAUGCCACCAGUAAACAGACAAAGGUUGAUUCAAGCCUAUAAAGAUGUAGUUAAAGGAAAUGAGCAUUUGUUACCUGGUUUUUCUCCCUCUCUUCUGAGUUCUCUUCUGUAACUUCUUCCUUCACUUCCAAACUUCCACAUAAUUGUGUUGCUGGACGCAAUGGAGAUUGAGCAAAUUUCCUCUGGUGAUGGUGAUGAUCACCUUGCUGGAACUUGCCAUGCUACUGAGGGUGGUGACUCAAAGGAAGUUGAAGAUGUAGCAGCACAGGCUGUUUACCUUGUGUGGGAAGAUUUAAGUGUCGUGCUUCCAAACUUUGGUGAUGGACCAACAAGGAGAUUGCUUGAUAGGCUCAAUGGCUAUGCUGAGCCUGGGAAGAUCAAGGCCGUCAUGGGUCCAUCUGGGUCCGGGAAAACAACUCUUCUUGAUGCAUUAGCAGGUAGGCUGCCAGGAAAUGUGGUGAUGACUGGGAAUAUCCUACUUAAUGGAAAGAAGAAGAAACUCAACUAUGGUGGUGUUGGUUAUGUAAGACAAGAAAAUACACUGCUCGGGACUCUCACUGUGAGAGAAACCAUAAAAUACUCUGCUCACUUGAGACUCCCAAGCACAAUGACGAAAGAAGAAAUUGAUGACAUUGCAGAGGGAACUAUAGCGGAAAUGGGUCUCCAAGAUUGUGCAGAUCGAUCAAUCGGGAACUGGCAUUUAAGGGGCAUAAGUGGUGGGGAGAAGAAAAGACUAAGCAUUGCACUUGAAAUCCUCACUAAGCCUCACCUUCUAUUUCUAGACGAACCUACCACUGGCCUAGACAGUGCCUCGGCUUUCUUUGUGGUUCAAACUCUCAGAAACAUUGCUAAAGAUGGAAGAACCAUCAUAUCUUCGAUACACCAGCCAAGCAGUGAAGUUUUUGCACUUUUCGACGACCUUUGCUUGUUAUCUGGUGGUGAGACUGUCUACUCUGGAGAAGCAAAAAUGGCAGCAGAGUUCUUUGCUCAAGCUGGAUUCCCUUGUCUCAUAAGGCGAAAUCCUUCUGAUCAUUUCCUACGCUGCAUUAACUCAGACUUCGACCAGAUCAAACUUCCUUUGAUGGGAUCUAAACAGGACAUGGGUAAACCCUUGGAAUCUUCAACAUACUUACCCACAGGAGAGAUCAAGGCAAUGCUAAUCAAGCAAUACAGGCCAUCCAACUAUGCAGCCAGGGAAAAAGAAAGAAUAAAGGAAAUCCUGGCUACUAAAGGAAAUGCGAUUAAAAGAAAACUGAAAAGGCAAGCUAAUUGGUCAAAGCAACUCUGCACAUUGACACAAAGAUCUCAUGUGAACAUGAUGAGAGAUUUGGGUUACUACUGGGUGAGGAUAGGAAUCUAUAUAGUCUUGUCUGUAUGUGUCGGUACCAUCUUUUUCGAUGUUGGAACAAGUGGUUCAGUCUUUGCAAGAGGAGCCUAUGCAGGAUUCAUUUCAGGCUUCAUGACAUUCAUGUCAAUUGGAGGCUUUCCUUCCUUCAUUGAGGAAUUGAAGGUUUUCCAUGAAGAAAGACUAAACAGGCACUAUGGAGUAGGGGUGUACAUUCUAUCAAACUUUCUCUCUUCAUUCCCUUACUUGAUAGUUAUGUCACUCUCCACGUCGAGUAUUACCUAUUACAUGGUGAAAUCUAGAGCUGGGUUUUCAGGAUUUGUUUUCAUCUUUCUCGACCUUCUAAGCUGUAUAGCAGCAGUUGAGAGCUGCAUGAUGACCAUAGCUUCACUUGUUCCCAACUACUUAAUGGGUAUCAUUAUUGGAGCCUGCUAUAUCGGGAUCCUAAUGAUGACUUCAGGCUUCUUCCGUUUCCUGCCUGAUCUUCCUAAGGUUCUGUGGCGUUACCCAAUCUCGUACGUCAACUUUGCUGUAUGGGGACUACAGGGAGCAUACAAGAAUGACAUGAUUGGGCAGGAGUUUGAAGCUUUAGUACCUGGUGGGCCAAAGCUGAAAGGUGAAGUCUUUCUGACUACAGUGCUGGGAGUCAACAUUGGAUAUUCGAAGUGGUGGGACUUGGCUGCAGUUGUUGUGAUCCUGAUAGCUUUCAGACUUGCCUUUUAUGCUAUCCUCAAGUUAAAAGAGAGAUCUUCACCUCUGCUGAGGGAGAUUUACACCAAGCGAACGCUGCAUCAUCUAAAGAAGAAAAGGCCAUCUUUUAGGAUUUCGAGUUCUUCGCGCUUCCCUUCCAAGAGGCAUCAACAAGUCAUUCAUUCUUUGUCUUCUCAAGAAGGUCUCUUCUCUCCAAUCCACUAGGCUCGCUGUACUCAACCCACCUAAGAAGAAACAAACAAUUGGGCAAUUAGUGGAAGUGCCCCUCACCAAAUAAUUCCACCCAUAUACAUAUGUAUAUCAUGUCAUCAUGCUUAGUUGUGACAUCCUAUAAAAUUGGAACGAUACACAGAAGAUCGUGUUCUAGUGGUUACCUUGCCAUAUUGUAAGUUCUCAUGAUGAUAAGCUAUGUUCUACAAGUUCUAGCUAGAAGAAAGCAGCAGAGCAGGACUUCUCUUGCGACCUAUGAAAAUGGCUAAUCAGCCCUCUCUCUAAAUUCCAAUAUCAAACACUGGUUCCUCUCUCUCUCCAUUCAUAACCUUUCUUUCCAUCUUUCAUCUUUUCAGCCUUUUUUAUCACCUACCUUUUCCCCACCAUGCGUUGAAGCUUGGGAUCAGGAUGGAUGUUGCAGUAGGAAAUGCAUUGUUAUGCAUGUACGUGGACCUGAAUCGUAUAGAAGCAGCAAAGAAAGUCUUCUCUGACAU
This is a messenger RNA of Linum trigynum, 3306 nucleotides long. The record is from the annotation of a GenBank genome assembly. NCBI's taxonomy places the organism in Eukaryota, Viridiplantae, Streptophyta, Magnoliopsida, Malpighiales, Linaceae.